AGAUACAGAAUGGAAUAAUUUACUGCCAAGGUAAAAUGUUUUCUGUGUUGCUUAAAAUAAAUGUGUAAGACCUUGUUACGUGACAUGCGACCCAUAGUUGCUCUGUAAUCUAGAGGUUAAGCUGUGACACCGACAAACAAUGACAUGCUAAAGAAACAAAGGCCACAUUUUAGCGUGAGACUGAAUAGAGAUAACAUAGUGUAAUCCCUUUGGCUAGAGUUGCUGACAGAGGACAACCCUUUAGAACGGCCCCUCUCCUGUCUCGUCCCCUGACCCGGUCUUUCUGAGUGACAGGCAGCGCUGUUACUAUGCCUGGAAAGAUACCUGGUCUCUGACAAGCAAGACAGACCGCAAGGAAGGUCACUCCCUGUUUAUUAUUUUGAAUUUUUCAAAGUUGCACACAACCGAGCAGAAGCACCAUUAUCAGCUUCUCUCCAGUCACAGAAGGACUGAGACCAAAUCAUUCACAACUCAUCCAUCCGCUGCGGGACCAAGCACACGACUGAGCAGCCAUAUCAUGAUUGAGAGUGACAGAGAACUGUCAGUCAUGGUGCAGGAACUAUGGGACAACGAUAUCAACAGACUCCAACCUGGAAGGGACUACAGCAUCUCUCUGCAGGGCAAAGCUGCAGAUGGGUUGGGCAGCACUGACAACAGUGAUGGAUCAGGAUUUCCUCUGUUCACAUUCGUUGAUGAGAACAUUUUCAAAAAGGAGACUUUUUUAGCUUUCAUCUCCCUGUUGGAUAACUACGAGAGUGAUGCCGGUGAGCCAGAAAUCGUAACCCCUGAGGAGGAGGCAGAAAACCACAAGUUCCUUGACUCCAUCAUUCACAUGCCCACGAUGAAGAUAGCCCAUAAAUACCUGGUUGAGAAGAACCUUUCUCCCAAGGAUGAAACACAGUUCAAGGAACAGCUGUACAAGAUCUGGUUUGAACUGUAUGCCAGGAGAGGUUCCAGCAGACCGGACUCCUCUGGGUUUGAACACGUGUUUGUUGGAGAGACCAGAGGAGGGCGGACCGUGAUCGGGUUUCACAAUUGGAUCCAGCUUUACUUACAAGAGAAGUUGGGACACAUCGAUUACAAAGGCUACAGCGUCAAUGCAAAUUCACCCCAGCCUGAUGAGAACAAGCACAUCCUGGCGCUACAGUUCAGCUGGAAGAAUGGUAUAAAACCCAAAGGCAGCAUCUUCAUUGGCGUCAGCCCCGAGUUUGAAUUUGCCCUCUACACCUUGUGUUUCCUCACCUCGCCCAAUGAGCGUGUCAAAGUCCAGUUCAGUUUGUACGACGUGGAGAUUGUUUGCCACCACUACAACCAGAAGCACAUAGGAACCACCUACCCUGUGCUUCUUAGGUACCAGAACCAUGAUUAACUCUUGAUAUUGCAUACAAAAUGUUCACAGGUACUGUUGUCUUUUUAGUUUACAUAAAGAAACAAUAAAACCUUAAGACCCAGUUG
Messenger RNA from Thalassophryne amazonica, 1455 nucleotides. It is a transcript of the gene endou2, whose product is annotated as endonuclease, polyU-specific 2. Gene Ontology annotation, molecular function: RNA endonuclease activity. Lineage: Eukaryota; Metazoa; Chordata; Actinopteri; Batrachoidiformes; Batrachoididae. The transcript is spliced from 7 exons. The record is from RefSeq and is a predicted model, not a curated record. Bases 518 to 1369 code for a protein of 283 amino acids.